AAGUGAGCCCAAAGUAUUCUUUAAGCGAGACGCACGUUAAUUCUAGGAAAUAUGCUCCCAAUUCCGAAAAUUCAAAGAAAUUAACAGGUGGUUUAUUUACAACAUGGCUGCCAACAGACCGUCCGUGUAACGCGCCACACACGAAACAGAUCACGGCGGGCCGCCGCGCUCACGACCAUGCCCCCCCGUAGACGUGAACACGCAAAAACGCCCCGGCAACGGCGCACCGCGUCCGUCAUGCAGCCGCCGACAAAAAACCGCAAGUCCCUCAGACAGGCCGGCAUCAAAGCGGCCGGCGGGCGCCUAAAAACGGAGGGAAAUUCAAACCGCGUUGCCCACGUACCCGCACGUAAACGUUUUAGCGCCGAUUUAACCGUCAAAAGAACCGCCUUUCGUGGAACGCAGGUCCGAACGGGUUUGCUCAACAGGGGCAUCAGGUCCAGGACGGUCAGGAGGGUGAAACGACUUUCGGAUAAUCGGCAGUUGCGACAGAAGAUCAUCGACGAGGACUUGGCGGGUUUGCUGGGCAGGGGCGACGAUGACAGCGGAGGCGUGAGCCGCAGUCACGGAUGGAAUAGACAGCCAACUGAUACACCUGCCAAUUGUUCGACUGUGAUCUCAGAGUCUUGUACUUCUGAGUCAACAGCUGACAGUGUUGAAAAACAAACACAGUCUCAGUCGCAGAGCAUUUUCAAGGAGAUCAACGACAGAUACGAACAACAGAAGUUAGAUAACUCCGGCCCCACCAGGUCUCAGUUUGAGCAGUUGUUAGACAUAUUAGGGCAAAGUAUACAAGAGGAGGCUCGGAAGAUAAAGCUGUUCAUUAUAGGCGGUCCUAAAGAAACUAACAAUAUGACACCGAGUGUUAAACAUUGCCAGAAGGAGGAGAUGAACAUCCUCUCAUUUCAUAAGCUUAAAAAGUCUGAGUGGAUUUUCAAGACGCCCCCACGGCAAAGGAUACCACAACCUGCCAGCAUUGAGAGCAGCAGCAUGAGGCCGGCAAUAAUCUACACCACCAGAAGUGACAAGAACAUUUAUGAGGUGAAUGACAACAUCAAUGUGGAUUUGAACAAGGUAGACAAGAUGAAGGUGCCCGUUGACAACAGGUACAUGGUGCAUGUGGCACGGUUUGAAAAUGAUGCCAAUUUGCCUGAUAUUGGGGAGGACAUUUUCGAUAAUUUAGUUCAGAAUGACUUCAUGGACAUAAAUGAUGCACCAUCCUCAGAAGAUGUCCAGGAAAUAUUGGGCUCCUUGCAGGACCACUUCCUGUCCCUGACGUGCAGGCCAAAAAAAAUAGUAAAAUCAAUCCCCCGCACCAAACCGACGUCCCGAAUGGACAUAUUCAAAGUAAAAGAGGACGAAAUGUCCUACGUAGACGACGAGUGCGACAUGAGCUUCGUGGACGAGAACGACGACGAAUCGGAGCAGAAACCGAAACGAUUCAAAUUGGAUUUCAAUGAGAACGACAACCAGAAUUUGGACGACAUCAAUAUGUUCCAGUUCACGUCCCCGAACAUGUUCCAAUUCGCCAAAUAAGUAAGAAAGACUGACUGUGCACUUGAAAAUAGUGAGCCAUUUAAGUUGUUUGCUUUUAAUAUGUUUAUUGUUUCUAUCAUCAUUAUCGUUAUCGUUUUAAAAAUUUAAUAUUUAAGUUUGAAAGUGAUAUUUUGUGAUACAACUUAAGAUAAUCACUUAUGCUUACAUUCCUUGCAAUAAAAAUAUAUUUACUAGUCAAGUUUGUUAACGACUAAAUUACCAUGUUGAUUUAUAUCUGUUGCAAUGCUGUGUCGUGCAACAGUUACUUUUUUAGUCUAAGUAGAACAAAAGUAUCUAGGAGUUAAGUGUUUUUUUUUGUAAUAUAAUAUAUUAUUGAUCUCAUGUAUGCUGAGGUUUACUUUUAUGUUUUGUUAACACACUUGUAAAAAUAAUAAUCAGACUCCAAAAUGAAA
Molecule: messenger RNA, 1949 nt
Organism: Aethina tumida (small hive beetle)
Lineage: Eukaryota; Metazoa; Arthropoda; Insecta; Coleoptera; Nitidulidae
Exons: 3
Coding region: 178-1536 (452 amino acids)
Source: RefSeq, a predicted model, not a curated record